AUGCAAGGGGUUUAUGGAGCGGGGUCCUGCCAGCUGAUGGUAAAAUUUAUUCCCGGUAGUGUUUAUCAGGCAGGAGAUGUGGUGAUCGGAGGUCUGUUUCCUGUUCAUCUAAUGGCACCACAGCCUGAGACAGAAUUUCAGAGUGAGAAGGUUAAUGCCUUCUGUGAGAUUUUUCACCAGAGAGCUUAUCGGUGGCUUCAGGCCAUGAUCUAUGCAGUGGAUGAAAUUAACAAUAACCCAGAUCUCCUGGCCAACUUCACUCUUGGCUAUCUGGCAGCUGAUACUUGCCUAGCAGAAAGCAUCACUCUGUUAACAGCCAUGUCUAUUGUAACUGGACAGGAAGCUCAUUUGGCAAAAUCAGAAUGUGGAUCUGUGCCUACAGUGCCAGUUAUUGUUGGUGAUUCACGCACUUCAGCCUCCAUUGUUGUGGCAAACACCCUCAGCGUGUUUGAUAUACCCAUGGUAAGCUACUUAGCCUCCUGUGGGUGUCUGAGUGAUAAGAGGAGAUAUCCACUGUUCUUCCGCACAAUGCCCAGCGAUGCUGCAGAAGCAAGGGCCAUGGCUGUGCUGCUGCGCCUGAUGGGGUGGGCGUGGGUGGGGCUGGUGUCUGCGGAUGAUGAUUUUGGCAGAUCUGGGAUGCAGAUGUUAAUAGAAGCCCUCAGGGGAACUGAAGUGUGUGUUGCCUACAAUGAAGUGAUUCCAAAGGACUAUCCAAAGAUGAGAAUUCAAAGAAUUGUUAAAACCAUCCAGAAAUCCACUGCCAGAGUCGUGGUAAUAUUUCUUAAAGAUAUGGAUGCAGAGGCUUUGUUUGAGGAAGUGGUCCAUCAAAAUGUAACAGAUAAGCAGUGGAUCGCCAAUGAUCCUUGGGUGACAUAUCGUGCUUUCUCAGUUCCUCGUUAUGUUUCCUCACUGGCUGGGACGAUAGGAUUUGCUCUGCGGAAAGCCGAUAUACCUGGGCUGGGAGCGUUUCUGACUCGCAUUAAUCCCCAUUCACCCAACUCAGACCCUUUUGUGAAAGAACUCUGGGAAACACUGUUUGGAUGCUCUCUUAGUGGGGGCCUGGGACAGACAUUGUGUUCUGGCUCUGAGGUUAUAGCCCUUGGGGAGAGUUUGUAUGCAGAUCUGUCCCAGCUAAGAGUCACUUACAAUGUCUACAAGGCUGUUUAUGCUAUUGCUUAUACAAUAAAAGAUAUGCUGGCCUGUGAACCUGGAAAAGGUCCCUUUCUGGAAGGCCAGUGUCCUGAUGUUGAGAUGCUCCAGCCUGCUCAAAUAGCUCACUACCUGCCAAAGGUGAACUUUACAACACCUUUGAAGGAAUGGAUGAACUUUGAUGAGAAUGGAGACACACCUGCUUCGUACGAUAUCAUCAACUGGCACGUGACAGUUCAGGGAACAGCAGAGUUUGUCACUGUUGGCCAUUUUGUGCCCUCUCAAGGGUCAGAUGGCCAGUUUCACAUUGACAUGGACAGAGUGGUGUGGGGAGGAGGCAACAGACAUAAGGUGCCUGUGUCUGUGUGUAGCAGCCCUUGUCCCCCUGGUACAAGGAAAGCUGUGCAGAAAGGGAGUCCUGUGUGCUGCUUUGACUGUCUGCCUUGUGCCAAGGGAGAAAUCAGUAACAAAACAGGAUCACUGGAGUGUGUUCGGUGUCCUGAGCGGUUCUGGUCCAGCUCAGACCAUACAGUCUGUGUUCCUCUGCAGCUGGAUUUCCUUUCUUACGGUGACACCAUGGGAAUCAUCCUGUCCAUUGUCUCAACUGUUGGGGCAGCACUGACUGCUGCCACAUUCGCCACCUUUCUUUGCUACCGACAUACACCUCUGGUACGAGCCAACAACUCAGAGGUGAGCUUUAUGCUCCUGCUUUCCCUCAAGUUGUGCUUCUUGUGUGCGCUGACCUUCAUUGGACAGCCAGCGGCUUGGUCCUGUAAGCUGAGACACACACUGUUUGGAAUCAGCUUUGUGUUGUGUAUUUCCUGCCUGCUGAGCCGCACUAUGGUGGUUCUAGUGGCCUUUCAUUCUACGCUCCCAGGGGAAAACCUGAUGCGUUAUGUUGGGCCUGCUCAGCAAAGGGUGGCCAUCUCCAUCUGCACUCUAGUACAGGUGCUGAUCUGUGUGCUGUGGCUGACCCUGGCUCCGCCUCGGCCUACAGAAAGAGACAGCAUGGACAAGCGGGGACCCAAGAUCAUUCUUGAAUGUGCUAUGGGCUCUGUGGUGGCCUUUUCACUUGUCCUAGGCUACAUUGGCCUGCUGGCCUGUCUCUGCCUCCUCUUGGCCUUCAUGGCAAGAAAACUUCCUGACAACUUUAAUGAAGCCAAGCUGAUCACCUUCAGCAUGCUGAUCUUCUGUGCUGUCUGGGUGGCCUUUGUGCCUGCCUACAUCAGCUCCCCUGGGAAGUAUACUGUCGCAGUAGAAAUUUUUGCCAUUCUGGCCUCCAGUUAUGGCCUUCUGUUGUGUAUCUUUGCCCCAAAGUGUUAUAUUAUUCUUCUGAGGCCAGAGAAAAACUCCAAAAAACAUUUAAUGGCCAGAUAG
This is a messenger RNA of Monopterus albus (swamp eel), 2526 nucleotides long. Its product is annotated as extracellular calcium-sensing receptor-like. The transcript has 11 exons. Gene Ontology annotation, biological process: G protein-coupled receptor signaling pathway. Lineage: Eukaryota; Metazoa; Chordata; Actinopteri; Synbranchiformes; Synbranchidae. Bases 1 to 2526 code for a protein of 841 amino acids. The record is from RefSeq and is a predicted model, not a curated record. Gene Ontology annotation, cellular component: plasma membrane. Gene Ontology annotation, molecular function: G protein-coupled receptor activity.